AUGGAAGGGUUCGAAAUAGGUCCUGAUGGAAAGCCGUGUAGAGCUUGUAUUUCAGUGGAAGAAAUGAUGAAGAAAGGGAGAGAACUGGCCGAGAAAAAGUUGAAAAAUUCUCAAAGCACUAAUUCGGAGAUAGAUAUGAAACAACAAUACCCUACAACAAGCAGUGAUCAUCACACUAAUUGUCCUGUAGAUAAAGACGAAUUAGGAAGGUCAACAUGGAAUCUCUUGCAUACGAUGAGCGUGUACUAUCCUGAGAAUCCUACAGAGCAGAAAAAAACCGCAACUGCUAAUUUUCUGGAAAACUUAGGAAAGACAUAUCCAUGUGAAGUAUGCGCUGAAGACCUGCAAAAAGAUUUGAAAAAAGAACCACCCAAUCUGACUAAUCGAAAAGAGUUCGCUUUGUGGAUGUGUCAUCUGCACAAUAAGGUUAAUGGCAAGCUCGGAAAACCUGACUUUGACUGUUCCAAUGUUUUUGAACGAUGGAAGGAUGGCUGGAAAGAUGGCACCUGUGAUUUCUAA
Auanema sp. JU1783 is the source of this 519-nucleotide messenger RNA. Lineage: Eukaryota; Metazoa; Nematoda; Chromadorea; Rhabditida; Rhabditidae. The record is from the annotation of a GenBank genome assembly.